Anopheles stephensi (Asian malaria mosquito) is the source of this 782-nucleotide messenger RNA. RefSeq lists its product as uncharacterized. Bases 1 to 702 code for a protein of 233 amino acids. The record is from RefSeq and is a predicted model, not a curated record. Gene Ontology annotation, molecular function: nucleic acid binding. The transcript has 2 exons. Lineage: Eukaryota; Metazoa; Arthropoda; Insecta; Diptera; Culicidae.
AUGUUUAAUUUGAAAAAACCGACUGUCCAUGGUAUCAUCAAAAAAUACCAAACCCAAUGGCAAAUCGAGGCAAAGAAGCGUGGUGGCAACAGAUCUAAACUAUUGUCGCAGCAAGCCGUAAAUGAUGUUCGGAACUGGAUCGACGAGGACUGCACGGUGACGCUUAAAGCACUCGCAGAGAAAGUGUUCGAACAACACGGUGUUCGAGUUUCGUCCACAACCAUAGCGAGGGAAAUAAAAGGAUUCAACUACUCUCUGAAGAUGGUCAAACUGUUACCGGAGCGAUGCAACACACCAACGACUGUCGAAGAAAGGAAACAUUACGCUACACAAUUUUAUGAAAUUGCGCGCGGAAUUCCGGAUAAUGGAUUAAUCUAUUUAGACGAAGUAGGAUUUAACGUCAGUAUGCGUACGCUAAAAGGACGAUCGCAGAGAGGAACACCGGCCACCAUCACCGUUCCACAGUUAAGGACUAGGAACAUCUCCAUCAUUUGUGCUAUGCAUCGGUACGGCGUGCUGCUUUACACCACACACACUCGAUCCGUAAACCGUGAACGGUUAAUACAGUUUAUUGAAGAACUAAAGCAAACCCUGCGAUCGAAGAACAUUAACAGCAGCUACUUCAUAAUGGAUAAUGUAGCUUUCCACAAAACACCCGCACCAGUGGAAGAAUUUUGUGAGGCGAAGCAAUCCUUCAAAUGAGGAUCAAUUGAUGGAAGCGAUUCGGAAUGGAUCCAGGCUAAUAACCGCACAGGAUUGCGAUGGCUACAUUUCGAAUAUGA